This is a messenger RNA of Symbiodinium natans, 1818 nucleotides long. The record is from the annotation of a GenBank genome assembly. NCBI's taxonomy places the organism in Eukaryota, Dinophyceae, Suessiales, Symbiodiniaceae.
AUGGUGCCGUCAAUCUCAGGCACCUGGUCUUUGGACCAUGCGAAUCCCUGGUCAUGUGCCAGCAGCAGCCGCUGGAAACUUGUACAGGAGCACCUCGAGCCGGGCCGCCCUCUGAUCAUGCAAGGCACGGUUCAUGAACGCAAGAGCACUCUCCUCCAGCAGAGCAUUCCAUGCUGGCGACGCUUUGGCCCCUUCGCCUACCACGGCAUCUACUUCCAUGGUGCCACUUUGAAGCCAUCAGCUGGUGACAGCACUGAUGGUGUGGACCGGACGAUGUUCGAGAAGUGCAAGCAGAACAUCGGACUGUACAAGCGGGUGAAGCUUGCGAUCCAGGGGCAAGAGAUCACUGAUGGGCAGGUCGAUGACUAUGUCAAGCGUCAGUUUGACCGAUGGGCAUUGGACUUUGAAUUGCCGUACCCCUUGGACGACUCUGACAUAGCGAAGGAUGCCAAGUUGCACUAUGUCGGGGUUGAGAAGCCCGUCGCAGAGGCCCUAGGCAGCGAGAUCAAGCGCAUCAUUUGCUCACCUGUUCCGAGAGCAACGGAGUUGAACAUCGACUUCGACAUCUUCUUCGACUUCGAUCGUGCGCAGCCGGCCACGCACGUCGUCCACGGCAAGGCUUGCGCGCCCUGGAGCGACGUGACCAGCACCUGGCUCCGUUUGGAGCUCAAGGCGGCUUUCCUUGCAGAAGCUCCUUUUGAAUACCAUGGCCUGAAAGAGUCCCAAGUCGCGGCUUGUAACGUCUUCUCUUUCGUGUCGCGUGAACCCGGACCUCAACUUUGCCAGGGCAUGGACGAGUUUGACAAGCAGGAAAGCAGAAGUGGUGGAGGCUCCCAACCGCCUGCAGACUUUUGUUGCGAUCUUGCUGGGAGUCUCACCAGCUUUGCUUCACUUGCAAGAGAAGCCGUCAGUGCUGCCUGCGUGUUCAUGUUGAAGCUUCCAGCGCAGCAAGAAGGCCCCCGUGACUCCAGGCUUUUCGUGCCCAAGAGAAGCAGUCGCGCCCCUCCCAUCAUCCGCCUCGCAAUGGGAUCCGUCUUCCAGUUUGUCUUGGUGAACUUCCUUGUCUCCCAGGCAUUUGGACACUGCUUGUUUGACAACAAGCCGCUCUUGCAAAGCUGUGGUGCGGGCUGCAUCGGUGUGCCAGGUGCCGGCAAGGAGACCUGCGUUUCGAAUUGCCUCGUCGGGAAGGGCGUGCGCUGGUCAUGCGCCACUUGCCUUGGCAGGGGCUUCAACUGCGGUUUCAACUCCUGCUUGAGCUCUUGCACAACCGGCUUCACGAAGCCUGUAUGCACGACUUGCAUCAGUUCCAACUGCGGUCUUUGCAGCAGCGCCCGCUCCAUUGAAGACACCGCAGACAAUGCCUCCACUCUCGAAGCGCUUGCGGAGCUCUUCGCCGGUGCAAGCAGCGCAGCGGCGAACUCGACUCAAGAGUUGGAGGCGGAGCCCUCUACUCGCAGCGGGUGCUUCGAAGUCCAGUCCUUGAUGAAGACAUGCGGCACCCAGUGCUACGCUGCCAGCAACCAAGCAAGCUGUGCUGCUACCUGCCUCGCUGGCAAGGGAGUCUCGGCAGGAUGUGCGAACUGCUUCGGCAGGAAGAUCAGCUGCACAAUCAAAAACUGCAUCUCGGGUUGCGCCGCGGAUGCCAACGGUGCGGCUUGCACCUCCUGCGUCGCCAGCAAGUGCGGCUCAUGCAAUGCUGUCGCUCAGCCCACUUGGCAAGUUCUCCUGGCCAAGUCCCUGGACGCAGACAAGGACAGCUUCGUUGCUGCUUUGGUUGCGUUGGCGGCUCAGGAAGGUCAGAACGCUCUCUUCCCUUGA